GUGUUAAUUUAAUGAUUGAAAAAUUUCAGAAGGAGCAAAAAUUUGUUGAGUUUCAAAUAAGAAAAAUUCUUAAUGGUAAACAACUACCUAAGCCAAAGAAAAGUAUAGUUGAACAAGAAAAUAAGAUCAUGAAUGUUUUUAAUAAUCAAUCUAUUUGUACUACUAUAAAUUUUCUUAAAGAAAUAGCAUAA
Molecule: messenger RNA, 191 nt
Organism: Dentiscutata erythropus
Lineage: Eukaryota; Fungi; Glomeromycota; Glomeromycetes; Diversisporales; Gigasporaceae
Source: the annotation of a GenBank genome assembly